GGACCACUCAGUGCUACUCGAGGAUAUCACACACAAUAGUUCGACUGGCGUAGACAGUUUUUUUCUCUGCUCCAGCGCAGGUGGUCACCAUGAGACUGGUGCUUCCCAACCCAGGACUGGACCUCCGGAUCCCCAACUAUGAGGAUCUGGAGAGGAUGGAUAAAGAAGAAGCGGACGGCCGGCCCAAGUGGGACAACAAAGCCCAGUACAUUCUGACCUGUGUGGGUUUCUGCAUUGGACUCGGUAACGUGUGGCGAUUCCCUUACUUGUGUCAAAGUCACGGAGGAGGGGCCUUCAUGAUUCCCUACCUGAUUCUGCUGGUGGUGGAGGGGAUGCCUCUCCUGCUGUUGGAGUUUGCCAUCGGCCAGCGUCUCAGGAAGGGCAGCGUAGGAGUGUGGAGAGCCAUCAACCCGUAUCUGACUGGUAUUGGUGUAGCAUCCAUGCUGGUUUCCUUAUUGGUUGGACUUUACUACAACACCUUAGUAGCCUGGAUCCUGUGGUAUCUCUUUAAUUCCUUUCAAGACCCACUGCCUUGGACCCAGUGUCCUCUCAAUGACAACGGGACAGGUUUUGUUUCAGACUGUCAACGGAGCUCCACUGUGGAUUACUAUUUUUACAGGGUGACUUUAAAUAGUUCGGCCUCCAUAGGCGACUCUGGGGGGAUCCACUGGCCCAUAGUACUCUGCCUGCUGGCCGCCUGGACUGUCGUUGCAAUCUGUUGCAUAAGGGGCAUUGGCACUUCAGGCAAGGCGGUGUACGUCACUGCCAUUCUGCCGUACAUCGUGCUGGCCAUCUUCCUGAUCCGAGGACUGACUCUUAAAGGCUCCCUGAGUGGAAUAAAGUUCCUCUUUACACCAGACGUGGACGAGUUGAUUAAACCAACAACUUGGCUGGAUGCCGGCGCCCAGGUCUUCUACGCGUUUGGUUUGGGGUGGGGAGGCCUCAUCUCCUUCUCAAGCUACAACCCCGUCCACAACAACUGCAUACAAGAUGCCGUGAUUCUGUCAGUCAUAACUGGCCUCACCUCAAUCUACGCUGCUACAGUCACCUACUCCAUCAUCGGCUUCAGGGCCACGGAGAAAUAUGACAUCUGCAUGAAUGAUAACAUCAUCAAAUUAUUAAAUACAUUUGAGCUUCCUGAGGACAACAUCACUGUGAGCAACUACGAGGCGGCCUUCAAUCAACUCAAUAGCUCUUCUCCGGAGACUGUUCUUGGAUUGGACAUUAAAACCUGUGACAUGCAGACACUUCUCAGUGAGGGAGUGGAGGGAACCGGCCUGGCCUUCAUCGUCUUCACAGAGGCAAUAACCAAGAUGCCUGGAUCUCCGGUCUGGUCUGUUCUCUUCUUCAUCAUGCUUCUCUGCUUGGGACUCUCGACCCUGUUUGGCAACAUAGAGGGAGUGGUGGUUCCACUCAAAGAUCUGAAUGUAUUCCCUAAAAAGUGGCCUCAUGAAAUACUCACUGGGAUAACAUGUAUUGCCGCCUUCUUCAUCUGUUUCCUGUUUGCGCUGCAUUCAGGGAUUUAUUGGGUAACACUCUUUGACAAUUUUGCUGGAUCAGUUCCACUCCUGACCAUUGGAUUGUUUGAGAUGAUAGCUGUUGUGUACAUCUACGGCAUAGACAGGUUCAACGAGGAUGUGGAGUUCAUGGUGGGACAUAAGCCCUCCAUCUUCUGGCAGAUUACGUGGAGGUUCAUCAGUCCUCUCAUUGUUCUGGUUAUUUUGAUUUUCUAUCUGGUGACUCAAGUCCAAAAAGAGCCUACCUACUUGGUCUGGGAUCCAAAAUCUGAUGAAUUCCCGUCUCUGGCAUCAGUACCGUACCCCGCAUGGAUCAACUUGGUCAUUUUUCUCCUGGCGGGGGUCCCAAGUCUUGCGGUGCCUGUUUAUGCAUUAUGUAGGCUGAUUUUCCUUCGCUGCAAGAAAACUACAGGGUAAAUUAAUUCCUUAACUAUUCCUUAGAAUUAUACAUUUCAGAAUACAACAAAAAAGUACCAUCUCUGGCAUAAGUACCUUAACUAGUUCACUGUCACUAGAAUAAUAAAUCCCUUGUGGAACCACAGUUAUAGUUCAUUAAAUCCAACCGAUUGAAACAAUUCAAAAGUAUAAAUGUAUACUAUGCUGUUAUUGUAUUACAAGCUGCAAUGGAAUAAUGUUUUUACUCUUGACAUUGCAUACUAAAUGGCGUGACGACUAACAAUAACUAUUUUGAUAAAAUAUUAACAAUAAUUGCAGACGUUUUAUUGAUGUAUUUUCCAUUCUGAGUGAACUUUGCCUAUUUGAGUAUUACCCUUUAAUGAUUGUCCAGCCAGCUUGGUUCACCGUGGCUGUCCACAUUUACAAAGAGAUGGUGUGUUUCUUACGCUUAUAAAUGGUUCAGUCAAAACAUCUUUGGUGCUUUCAGAAGUUGGAGAUACAACGAAUGUAGCUAGUCGGGUUUUUUUAAACAAUUGUAUAUCAGGACUUAGAAAUAAACCUUGUUUAGAAGCA
This is a messenger RNA of Gasterosteus aculeatus aculeatus (three-spined stickleback), 2486 nucleotides long. RefSeq names its product sodium-dependent neutral amino acid transporter B(0)AT1. Gene Ontology annotation, biological process: nitrogen compound transport; neutral amino acid transport; sodium ion transmembrane transport. The record is from RefSeq and is a predicted model, not a curated record. Gene Ontology annotation, cellular component: brush border membrane; plasma membrane; apical plasma membrane. Gene Ontology annotation, molecular function: neutral L-amino acid transmembrane transporter activity. Lineage: Eukaryota; Metazoa; Chordata; Actinopteri; Perciformes; Gasterosteidae.